This is a messenger RNA of Gambusia affinis (western mosquitofish), 1313 nucleotides long. It is a transcript of the gene nkx2.7, whose product is annotated as NK2 transcription factor related 7. The record is from RefSeq and is a predicted model, not a curated record. Gene Ontology annotation, biological process: cell differentiation; regulation of transcription by RNA polymerase II. Bases 484 to 1257 code for a protein of 257 amino acids. Lineage: Eukaryota; Metazoa; Chordata; Actinopteri; Cyprinodontiformes; Poeciliidae. The transcript is spliced from 2 exons. Gene Ontology annotation, molecular function: RNA polymerase II cis-regulatory region sequence-specific DNA binding; DNA-binding transcription factor activity, RNA polymerase II-specific. Gene Ontology annotation, cellular component: nucleus.
UAAUAAUUUGACAAAAAAAAUAAAAAUAAAAUAAAAUAAAAAAAUGCCUUGUUAAGUAAAUUAAAACCUGUUAAUCUUUGUGAGAAAUAAAGACAAUUUUGAUCUAACUUUUGUUCUUGUAGAUGGCCACACAUUACUUCAGAGCCUCCUGCAUCUUAAUUGGGCUUCUUAAUUACACCGCCACAUUGACAGAAGAGCGGAUGUGAUGAUAGGUGUUCCUGUAAGGUGAGAAGAUGGGGGAGCCGCAGAAGUGUGCGCGCAGUCUCCCCGGGUGUUGGUCCCUGUGUCUCAGACGGACUGAUUUCUAUCUCACUUGUUCAUUAGCAGGACCGUGGGACGGUUUAAAUCCUCCGAGGCCCCUCACUUAUCAGUUAGUGAAGAGUUUCGCCCGGCAGCGCCUUCGGGACCAGCUCCAGCACACCGUGAGUAAAAAGAAAUUAAAAAUUAAAAAUUAAAAAAUAAAGUUUCAAACGCCCGCAGCAAAUGAUGAGGAUGCAUCCCAGUUCCACGACCUCCACCCCGUUCUCUGUUAAAGACAUUUUGAAGUUGGACUACCACCAGAACGAGUAUGAAAAUGAUCUUCAGAUGAUGGACCAAGUUGUUCCGAUGCAUCAACAUCAGCUUAUGCGCGCUGCCUCCAAAAGCGACGGGUUUUAUGACGCACAGUCUGAGCGGUGCGUUUAUGGGAUUCAGGAGAAGAUCGACGUUCACAGAUCAGCAGCAGAGGAGGAGAUGAAUGAAAAAGACAAGUGCGGCCCCGGCUCUUCGCCCGUCUGUGACGGUGACGCUAAAAGCAGAAGCAGGCUGCGCCGGAAGCCCCGGGUCCUCUUCUCUCAGUCCCAGGUGUCCCAGCUGGAGAGGCGCUUCAGGCAGCAGCGCUACCUGUCCGCCCCGGAGAGAGAGCACCUGGCCGAGGCUCUCAAACUCACCUCCACCCAGGUCAAAAUCUGGUUUCAGAACCGGCGGUACAAAUGCAAGCGUCAGACGCAGGACAGGUCCCUAGAGCUGGCCGGGUUCCCACCCGCACCGAGGCGGAUAGCGGUGCCAGUGCUGGUGCGGGACGGGAAGCUGUGCGGCGCAGGUCCCUACCAUUCGGGGCCUUACAACGUAACUCUGGGACACUACAGCCCGGUGUUUGGCAGCGGAAGCAGCGACCUGUACGGCUGCAGGCACCACGGCGUGUCCAGCUGCAGCGGGCAGCUGUCGGAUUCAGUUGACUCUGCUCCACCAGCUCCAGGCUUCUUUACUGGUUGUUAGAGGCUGGUGAUAUGCACCUGUUCACUAUUUUCCCUGUUUUACGCAAUUGUAGCUAC